This is a messenger RNA of Amblyraja radiata (thorny skate), 1795 nucleotides long. RefSeq names its product Spi-1 proto-oncogene b (gene spi1b). The record is from RefSeq and is a predicted model, not a curated record. Lineage: Eukaryota; Metazoa; Chordata; Chondrichthyes; Rajiformes; Rajidae. Gene Ontology annotation, biological process: cell differentiation; regulation of transcription by RNA polymerase II. Gene Ontology annotation, cellular component: nucleus. Gene Ontology annotation, molecular function: sequence-specific DNA binding; DNA-binding transcription factor activity, RNA polymerase II-specific. The transcript is spliced from 5 exons. The coding region runs from base 210 to 1037 and encodes 275 amino acids.
GUCGAUGCUGACCCCAGUGUCAGACGCUGAUCAUCCGUCUCGCCGGCCUGGGCUAUCUGUCUCCCAGCCCAACGCGCUGGAAUAGGCGUGCGCUCAACCCGACAACGUCCAGGUGUUGGAGGAAGUUGGGUGAUGUUAGUGGCGGCCUGAAGGACGUCCCGCUCCGGCCCACAUCGCUGCCCCGUCCUGUGACCAGAGGGGGGAGAGCUAUGGAGGGCUACCUCAUUGCUCCGUAUCCCGAGGAAAUGGUCACCUAUGACAGCGAUGUGUAUAGGCAGCCGGAAUACUACACCUACCUGAGUAGCGAUGGGGAGAGCCAUGGUGUAGCGGACCAUUUCUGGGAUGACUCUGGCAACCACUUCUACAGGGACCUGGAGCCCUUCUCGGACAGUCACUUGACAGAGCUGCAGAGUGUGCAACCCCCACAGCUGCAACAGUUGUACCGCCACAUGGAGAUCCAACAACUGCACAACCUGGAGUCGCUGCCCAUCGCAGGCAACCGCAUUAGCGCGGCUGCUCAUUACACCAAAACACAGCCGUCAGCAACCACCAGCUUCACCGCACCCCAGGUGCCCUAUGUGCCGCACUGGUGCCCACAGUACACACACUCGGCUGAGCGCAGUUCCGAUGAGGAGGACCUGGAGAGGCACAGUCCACCGCUGGAGGUGUCCGACGGAGAGACAGAAGCAACCGAGCACUCUGCUCAGAUGGUUGGCGCAGACACAGGAGUCAAGAAGAAGAUCAGACUUUAUCAGUUCCUGUUGGACCUGCUCCGGAGUGGCGAGAUGAAGGACAGCAUCUGGUGGGUGGACAAGGACAAGGGCGCCUUCCAGUUCUCCUCCAAACACAAAGAGGUGCUGGCGCACCGCUGGGGAGUGCAGAAGGGCAACCGGAAGAAAAUGACCUACCAGAAAAUGGCCAGGGCUCUGCGGAAUUACGGCAAGACGGGCGAGGUGCGGAAGAUCAAGAAGAAGCUGACCUACCAGUUCAGCGGAGAGGUGAUGGGGAGAGGAGAGUGGAAACAUUACACCCACUGAAGAGAGCCCGCCCACCACCUCCAUCUCACAACCCUUCCUCUCUCAUGCAGGACUAACCUGGCGCCCCUCCCUGUCCCCAACACAAAGCACGUCUACGUGAGCCCAUGCAGAGUCAGUGGGGAGAGUCACAGGCUGGGCAAGGGGAAAUACUCGUCCAGACCACCAGUUCAUUAUGCCCUCCUCCCCCUCUGCCCUCUCCUCCUCAGCCCUAUCCCUCACCCUUCUCUUCCCUUCAUCAGCCCAAUAUACACCAUGGUCUUCCUGCUCUGUCCUCCCCCUAGCCCUGCCUGCUUCAUCCUCUUCACCCCAGCCCAUCUUUCCUCCCUCACCCUUCACCAGUCCCAUCCUGCCCCCUUCAACACGUGCCCCAUAUCCGCACCCUCCUCUGCCCCUUUCCGUCCUCCCCAUCACCCACCUAAUUAUCUCCCCUCUCCUCCUCCCCCUUCUGUGUUCUCCCGUUCCCCUUUGACCAGCCUGUGACGAGGCAGAUGCUCCCGACUGUCACCCAAAGCACAGCUAACUCUUCUUGCUGGCACACGUCGGUGAUGUGUGGAGUGGGAUUGGUCUGUGUGCGGUAACGCAUGGGACUGAGCCUGGGUCAUGAGUGAGGGUGUGGAUGGAUUGUGUGGACCAUGUGUUGGGGGUGGAUUGCUUGGGGUUGUGUAAGGGGACAUGAGUAGGGCUGUGUGUGAGGGUGUGUCGGGCUCUGCCUGGGGUUACGGAUGGGUGCGGGCUGACUUCAGGUUUAUGGUGGGGAU